Anopheles nili is the source of this 2334-nucleotide messenger RNA. Its product is annotated as zinc finger protein 492-like. The transcript is spliced from 6 exons. The record is from RefSeq and is a predicted model, not a curated record. Gene Ontology annotation, molecular function: zinc ion binding. Bases 1 to 2334 code for a protein of 777 amino acids. Gene Ontology annotation, cellular component: nucleus. NCBI's taxonomy places the organism in Eukaryota, Metazoa, Arthropoda, Insecta, Diptera, Culicidae.
AUGGUGCAAACCGAAAGUUGUGCUCUUUGCUUGACGUCCGAAUCUAAAUGGUUCCUCGAAGUGUUCUGUGAAGAUAACCAGGAGAAGGACAUCGCGUUGAUCAUAUCGAAACAUCUCUGGUUUGAGUUAAAUGCUAGCGAGCAUUCUUAUGUGUGUGCAGAGUGCUGGAAAAGCGUAAACGAUUUUCACGAAUUUUACACUAAGCUAGAGAAUAUUCAUAGCCAAAACCAGGAUGAUUCUAAUUCAUGCAUCGAAAAAACACUCACCCAACAUCAAUUUGAAUUUCACCCUGUGGAAACCAUUAAAGUCGAAGAGCCGGAUGAUUUUAUCGAUGAUGUUGAACAAAAAUUGCUACAGUCGACCGAAGCCGGAGCGGAUAAUACCACUGACACAGGCAACGCUUCCAAUCGUCCCAAAAGGACAAGCGUUACGAAAACAAGAUAUAAAAUGGAAGCAUCUGAUUCGGAGUGGGAAAAAGAUUUUUUGGCAACCAACGACGAAGACGAACACGAUGAUGAUGUGGACUAUGAUGGCGACGUGAAGAACGACAUCGACGAUAAUGAUGAUAGUGAUGUUAUCAAUUAUGAUGCGCUAAACAAAGUGAAACAGGAAACGGCCCAAGGAUCUGACCAGGCAGAAAACGAUACUGCUGAAAUCCUCACAGAGAGUAUCGAAAUCGACACUCUCUUGCUAACUCCUAAAAGAGGAAGAGGGCGACCUCCAAAAAUAAAAUCUGAACGAAAAAGCUCGCCGCUGGCUGGCAGCUCAGAGACAAAAAAACAGCAUAAACGAGCUCGAAAACGCAUGAUCUCGUUUAGCAGCAGCGAAUCUGAUGCGGAUUACCUGGACGAUUACGAUGAACAAUACGACAGUAAAGAGUGGAAGAAAUAUCGCAAGGACGACAGGAGAUCAUCAAAGAGGUCUCCCGGCAGUCGGCUGCUUAGAGAUAAGAGAAUUUUUUCAUACGUCGACGAAUUUAUCUGCUACUACUGCCCCGAGAAGAUUCUUUUUGAGCGAUUUCAUCAUGCAAAUCAGCAUUACAAACAAGUGCAUAAUGAGCCUGCCUUCCUGAGAUGUCCCAAAUGCGGCAAAAAGUGUUUCACUCCAGGUGGAUUUGUGAGUCACAUGGAGACGCACGAAGAUCCAGAACGAAAUAAGUGUAAAAUAUGUGGUAAAAUGACGGAUCAGCAAAUCACGCUCAAGAAACAUAUGCGAGCGCAUCAAGAAAAAUUGGAAAAAAAUUAUCCCUUCCCGUGCAGUCAAUGUUCGCGGCGUUUUGAAUUCCAAGGAAAACGUGAUAAGCACGAACGGCUGCAUGGACGCAAGGUGAUCAUCAAAAAGGAAAAGGGUCGCGAUUUGGAGCUGUUGGCAUUUUAUAAGCGGAUAUACUGCGAAGUUUGUGAGGAUGUUAAACCAGAGUCGACUUCGUUCGAUAAUUUCUGGGAUCUGAAAGUACAUAUGGGCAAUGAACACAAUAAGUCGCCCUAUCUGAAGUGUCCGAUAUGCUUCAAGAAAAAUGCCUGUCGUCAACAGUUAAUGGUGCACGUUGACGUGCAUAACAAUCCAGAUCACUAUCGAUGCGAAGUAUGUAAAGAGAUUCAUCAUAACCUUGACAAACACAUGAUCAAAGCUCAUACACCGGAAACUAUAGUGCCAGAAGAGAAGAAUUACAGUUGCGAGCACUGUGGCAAAACUUUCAAAUUUCAAACGAACCUUAGAAGCCACAUUGAUCGUGUGCAUGGUGAAAAGGACGUCAGUUGCAAUAUCUGCAAUAAAUAUUUCAACCAUAAAGCACUAAGCGCUCAUAAACGAUCAGCGCACACUGACGAAAUGUUCAUGUGCGAGCACUGCCCGAAGAUGUUUAAGACCCGCAGCGGCCUUGAAUCGCAUAAAGGCGAUCACGACGAAACUCAACGGAAAUCUGUGAAAUGCCACAUAUGCGGCAAGGAAAUGCGCCGUGGUGCAAGCAUGGCUAAGCAUAUGAAGACGAUUCACUCACAAGAGGAUCCGGUUAAUUGUAAUCUUUGCGGUAAAGUUUUCCGGACUUCUUUUCAUAUGAUGCGACACAGAGCAAACACGUGCGCGGCUACGAUCAACUCACGUCCGUACAAAUGUGAGGUUUGCGGUAAAGGCUUCGCCAUGAAGCUUACUAUGACCGAGCACAUGACGACUCAUACCCGGACCAGUCUCUAUCAAUGUGCAUUUUGCUUCAAAACGUUUGGUUACAUCUCGAAUCUUUACAAACAUCGCAAGAAGGCUCACCCACUUGAAUGGCAAGAGGUACAAGCGCGUCCCGAACAAGGCAUUGCAACCGUGAUUGAAAUACGCAAUUAA